This is a messenger RNA of Cynara cardunculus var. scolymus (artichoke), 2438 nucleotides long. RefSeq names its product pentatricopeptide repeat-containing protein At4g19890. The record is from RefSeq and is a predicted model, not a curated record. NCBI's taxonomy places the organism in Eukaryota, Viridiplantae, Streptophyta, Magnoliopsida, Asterales, Asteraceae. Gene Ontology annotation, molecular function: protein binding. The transcript has a single exon. Bases 1 to 2112 code for a protein of 703 amino acids.
AUGCUUCGAAUCAACAGUGAAAGAAGGCUUUUCAAUGGUGUUUGUAACACCCAAUUUAACUCUCUGGUUAACCAUAGGCAUCUUUCCUACAAAUCCCAUGAAGAAUCGCAUACGGACUGGUUUCCUCCUGCUCCUCCUCCUCUUUCUCCAUCUUCCUCCAAGUCUGUGGUUAGAACCGUAUGUUCUUUGGUCUGUCAAUCAUACUAUCAGCAACAAACCCAUUUCAAAUCCUCACCUACUCAGCUUAAUCUUUCCAUUGGUUCUGAGUAUUUGAUGGCCGAAGAAGCGAUCACCGUAGUUGCGUCCCUUGCCGACGAGGCUGGAUCAAUGGUGGCUCUCAGUUUCUUUUAUUGGGCAAUUGGAUUUGCUAGAUUCAGGCAUUUUAUGCGGUUUUAUGUCGUUGCGGCCACGUCGAUGAUCGAAAAUGGGAAUUCGGAGAGGGCCCACGAAGUGAUGCGGUGUAUGGUGAGGAAUCUGGCUGAGAUUGGCAGGUUGAAGGAGGCUGUUAGUAUGGUUAUUGAAAUGAGAAACCAGGGUCUGGAGCCGUGUACUCAUACCCUAAAUUGUGUACUCAAUGUGGCUACAGAGAUGGGUUCCAUUGAACUUGCAAGGAAGGUGUUUGUUGAAAUGUCUGAAAGAGGUGCAUUUCCUGAUGCUUGUACUUUCAAGAUUUUGAUUACCUCUUACUGUAAACUUAAUGAUAUUUCCCAGGUUGAUAAAUGGUUAACUGCAAUGUUGGACAAGGGAUAUUUCAUAGACAAUGCUACAUGUACAGUAGUUCUUGCUGCUUUUUCUGAAAAGGGUAACAUAAAUCGAGCAUUAUGGUUUUUCUAUAAGAUGAUUGGGAUGGGAUUAAAACCAAAUGUUAUUAACUUUACUACCUUGAUAAAUGGUUUGUGUAAGAAGGGACGUGUUAAGCAAGCUUUCGAAUUGUUAGAAGAGAUGGUUAGGGACGGGUGGAAGCCAAAUGUGUAUACACAUACAGCAUUGAUCGAUGGCAUGUGUAAGAAGGGGUGGACUGAUAAAGCAUUUAGGCUUUUUCUGAAGCUUGUGAGAAGUGAAUCUUAUAAACCUAAUGUGCACACUUACACUGCUAUGAUCAGCGGGUACUGCAAAGAGGGGAAAGUUAAUCGUGCAGAGAUGCUUUUGAACAGGAUGCACGAACAGGGAUUGGUUCCUAACGAAGAUACUUAUACUACUCUCAUCAGUGGGCAUUGCAAAAGUGGAAAUUUAAGUCGUGCGUAUGAAUUGAUGGAUGAGAUGAGCAAAGAAGGCUCGCCUCCAAAUAUGUGUUCCCACAAUGCGAUUAUUGAUGGGUUAUUUAGAAAAGGAAGGGUUCAAGAAGCAUAUAAACAGUUGGAGAUUGUCUUGAAACAGGGGUUGGAAGCUGAUGAGGUUACAUAUACUAUUCUCAUAAUGCAGAAAUGCAAGCAAUCGGAUAUUAAACAUGCCUUAGCGAUAUUUAGCAAGAUGAUCAAGAUUGGCAUCAAACCUGAUAUACAUUUGUACACCACUUUGAUUUCAGGAUUUGCUCGAAUAAAAAGAAUGGAAGAAAGUGAGAGGCUUUUUGAUGAUGCAGUGAAGCAUGGCUUGGUCCCAACUAAGGAAACUUACACUUCUAUGAUCUGUGGGUAUUGUAGAGAUGGGAAAGUCGAUUCUGCUACAAAAAUGUUCGAGAGAAUGAGCGAACAUGGUUCUGUGCCUGAUAGUAUUACUUAUUGUGCUCUCAUAAGUGGUCUUUGCAAAGGGUCAAAGUUAGAUGAGGCUCGAUUACACUACGAUGCCAUGAUGGAUAAGGGACUUUCGCCAUGUGAAGUUACUCGUUUGACAAUAUCUUACGAGUAUUGCAAGGUGAAUGACUCUCUUACAGCCAUGAAGGUCUUAGAUAGAUUAGAGAAAAAACUAUGGGUUCGUACUGUUAACACUCUGGUAAGAAAGCUAUGUAGUGAAAAGAAAGUGGAGAUUGCAGCUUCUUUUGUUCACAAACUCAUUGAUAAAGACAAGAACAUUGACCAAAUAACGCAUAGAGCUUUUCUUACUGCAUGUUAUGAUAGCGAAAAUUAUGCCAUUGUUUCUGAUAUGUCUGAAAGAAUAUCAAAAGGAAUUGGUUAGCAUGCCAAGGACAAGAUGGUAAAUUUCACCCAUCAUGAGUAGGGAAGGGGAUUCUGAAAUGGAUCUAGAGACUGCAAUGGUUGCUGUUAACAGUGUUCCUGAACGAAUGACUAUAGAAUCAAUGGCAGUGAUGUUCAAUCUUGUGAUUUGCUGUAGGAGAAAUGGCAUGAAUUGCAAUGUCAUUUUAGCUGCCAACUUGUUCUCUGCAACAGGUUCCCCAUCUGACUCUUGCUUCUUUUCUUUCUAUAUGUGGCUGCUAAUCUUUGCGUAUGUAAACGAACAUUAAUCAUCAUUGUUUAUGAAUUCAGAUCAAGUGUUUUCGAGCC